AUGGUAAAGAAUAAGUACAGAAAGAUUACCAACUCUGCACUAUUAGAAAACGUGAGCUUUUUCUCUACUCUUUUUUUUCAAUGGAUGAACAAUUUGAUGAAGACGGGGAGUGAACGUGCAGUUGAUGAAAAUGAUCUUCUACCUCUUCAAGAAGAAAACACUACUCGUUUUUUGACAGAGAAGCUUCAGGCCAAAUGGAUCGAAGAAACAGCUGAUAGCGAAAGACAUGAUCUUACACCAAAACUUUGGAAAAGUGUAUUUAAGAUGCUAACGAGGAAGGACUCACUGAUUCUCAUUACAGCUGGCAGUUUUAUCACAUUUUGUCGCAUUCUCCAACCACUGCUGCUUGGAUACCUCAUAAAGUCCCUAAUGAUCGCAGAUCUACAACACAAUUAUCUUCUCUACGGUUGUGCUUCCGCAAUUGGGAUAAACGAAUUGGUCUGUUCUCUUAGCUCGCACCAAUUUGACUACCACUGUGAGCUGCUGGGAAUCAGGAUAAGUUGUGCCCUUAAAGGAUUAGUUUAUAUGAAGGUAAAGGUAAUAAACUAUAACUUUUAUCGAAGGCGAACUGAACAUGACAAUAGAGAAAAAUUCUUCCCACGUUUUCGUCAGGAUAUACCAUCAUCAUCAUCAUCAUCAUCAUGAUCCUCAUCCUUAUUAUUCUCAUCAUCAUCAUCCUCAUCUUCCUCCUCCUCCUCAUCGUCAUCAUCAUCAUCAUCAUCACCAUCAGUCUUUUCGGUAGCUAGUGACACAUACGGCGCGAUCAGAAAAGAAAGGAAGUAGAGAUUGUUAUAAAUAUUAAUGUAUCAUAUGCCCGCCGUAGUCAAUGGAUAAAAAUCGGUAGCAAUCAAGUGAAAUCGAUAUUAUCGAUUUUCAUCGAUUUUUCAUGAUUUAAUCGAUUCAACAGAAGUCCGCCAUUGUUGUUUUUUGGCAUAAGUUAGAUAAUACAGCUGAGAAAACACAUCCACUAGUAACAACUGAUCGAUAAACAAGAAAAUGCGAAACUAUUUCACACACAAGUUUCUCUCUAAAACUCUAUAUUUUGUAUACAUCAUAACAAAAACGGUUCGGUUUAAUGAUUUAAUUACAUUCAGUUCCUCGCAAGAAGGUAUCACGAGAAUACAAUCUUUAAGAAAAAAAGUUCCUAGCCUGAAAUUCAGACAUCCCUUCGAUUUGAAGGGAUUUCUAAAAUUCAGGUUAAAAGAUUUCCCUAGAUAGAUUUUCAUUGUUUUCAGUUAGCAAUCGAUGAAAAUCCCUUGAUUGCUGAAGAUUUUUAUCGAUUUCGAUUUUUACCUAUUGAUUACUCCGGUUUGUAACAACGCCUAGAACGGCACUGACGUUACUUUUGAAAGGGUGGCAGAUCUAAAUCGUGACAAAUUGGGCGCUUACAAACCUGACCAAUAUAAGCCAUCAGAAGAUUUUAAACCAGGUCUUAAAGAAAAAAAUCAUAAUAUUUAAAAGAUUUUUUGAAGAAGAGGUAAUUGUUUGAUCCUUGGACUCUCAAUUGCAGCUCAAUUGUUAAUACAUUUACUGUUUGCAUGGAUUCAGUUUUUUAAAAGAACAUAUGGUCUUCCGGUAUAAAUCGAUUAAAUCGGUAAAAAUCAAGAUAAAUCGAUGAACAAAACGCGUGUCAUCGAUUUCUACCGAUUGAUCAAUACAUUUGAUAUCAAUCAAAUCAGAUAUACCGUUUUUUAUCGAUUUAUCGAUUGACAAAUCGAUAUUGGUUUUUAUCUAUUGCCUACUCCGGGCAUAUGUUAACAUUUUGACGAUCCAUAUUCGUCGUUAUGCAGGGAAAGUAGUUUUAAGAGAACUCUUCCAGUAAGUGAUUAAUUUGGGUAAGAUAAAUACCUUCCUACUUUCUUGGCACUUUAUACCGUCCUUCUACUUUUUUGCAGACGCUUCUCCUCAGCAAGGACUCAUUGCUGAGACUUUCAUCCGGUCGAGUUAUCGAUCUCGUAUCCAAUGACGUUCAGCGAAUAGAGGGCGAUACUUUCAACUUGUUUUUUCUGGGAGCUCGAUCCAUUGUAGAACUCUUGAUAGUAACAUUUUUUCUGGUCUACCUAAUUGGAUGGCAGGCUUUAAUGGGAAUUGUUUUACUGUGCAUCUUCAUGCCAUAUUUUGCUGGAUUUUCCUAUGCUGGAGCACAAGUGCGCCUGCGUACAGCUGCGGUUUCUGAUCACCGCAUUACGUUGAUCAACCAGGUUGUUUGUUGGAUCCGAGCCAUCAAAGCAAAUGCAUGGGAACAUGAAUAUAGGGACAAGGUUAAGACCGUACGAAGGUAAGCAAACUUUAACAUAAGAUAAUUGGACUGAAGAGACAUUUUAAGUUUUAGUACUAAACAUCCAAAAGUGUCUGCAAACCUAUUUUCUCACUGGUUUCAAACACAGCUGAGGACAUGAAACGUAGAUUGUAUAAUUUUUAAAUAAACUUCUAAUAUGAACCUGAGCGAUAAAAUUUCGAACUCAGAUACUUUAAAAUUAAUGAAAAUUCGAACGUAUAGUACAUUAUAAUACUUGGAAUUAAGUAAUUUCACGAAUUCAUGAAUUCCAUAGAACAAAUGAAGCAAAUUUCGGGGGCACCCAACGAGGAUAUAGUUCAAAACCACUUAAUAUAGCAUUGUUGAACGUAUUUUAGUAUUCAAACUGUAGAUAUAGGCAUAUUUUUAUCCCCUAAAAACUUUUCAUCUGUUCGGAUUUCCUAGCUGAAAAUCUAGUGAUCCGAAAAUUAUAGGGAUGAAAACUUGCCUUCUCGAAAAUUUCAGCCAGGAAAAGGCUCCCGAAAAUUCUAGGUGGCCUUUUUUAGGGUCAAAAUCCGUUAAAAUUGAGUAAUUAUACCAUUUUGUAGAUGUUCGAAAAUCGUAGGAGAGGCAGGCAAGCAAGAAAUUUUACAACAAAUGCUCCGAAAAUUCUAGAUCUCAAAUCGUCUUCCGAACAGAUAUUUUCCCGAAAAUUGCCGUUGGGUGCCCCUGAAAUUUUUUUAUAACCCGUACCUUUUUUUUUUUAUAGCAGUGAAAUCAAUUUCAUCCGUAAGAAGAGCGCGCUUUUGUCGGGCAUUGUUGCUCUCCAAUACAUUUCAACACCAACGGCGACCCUGGUGACUGUCAUCACUCUUGUACUAACUGGCCAGCCCCUGACUCCUGUCAACGUCUUCACGUUACUCUCCUUUAUCAAUCUGCUUAGAUCAAGCUUCUGUAUGGAAAUGUCCAACGGACUCAUGGUAUCAUAUGACGCUUACGUCUCCUUGAAAAGAAUACAAGACUUCCUUUCUUUAGACAAUCUUGAUUCAACUAAUACUGUGAUAUAUCAGCAGGAAGGAACAGAAAAAAUCUUUUUACCUCACAAAUCACCGGAUCAACAACAAACAACUAUCUUAGGUGUCAGACAUUAUAUUGACCAAAAGCAACAAAUCGUUCUGGACGACGAAUCUUCGCUGCAAGAUAUCGACUUCACAGUUGAAAAAGGAGGUUUAACAGUUAUAACCGGACCAGUGGGCAGUGGAAAAUCUACUCUUCUGUUAGCAAUUGCUGGUGAGGUACCAGACCAGAACUGGGCAAUUACCUUCAAAGGAACUGUUGUUUAUGUGCCACAGAUUGCUUGGGUAUUCUCUGGGACUAUCAGAGAAAACAUUUUAUUUGGCGAACAGUACGAGGAAUCUAAGUACACCAGAGUCAUUGAAGCAUGUGCUUUGAAUCAAGACAUCAAGAAGUUUCCAGACUGUGACCAAACAAUCGUUGGAGAGCGUGGUGUGGUGCUAAGUGGUGGCCAGAGAGCAAGAGUAAGUUUAGCACGCGCAGUCUACGCCGAAGCAGACCUUUACUUGUUGGAUGAUCCCUUAACUGCUGUGGACUUUAAAGUCGCCAAUCACAUCUUUAGGGAAUGCAUCAAAGGUCUCCUUGGACUGAAAACCCGAUUAAUAACCUCCCACCAUGAAAGGGUCAUGCGAGAAGCCGACGACGUUAUUGUUUUACAUAAUGGCCGAAUGUUGGGUAAGGGAAGUUUCACAGAGCUAAAAGAAAAUGGUAUCCUGAAUGAAACGGUUGAUUCAAUGUAUGAGAAAGCAAAAGAAUCGGAUGAUAUUGUCGUUAAGGAUAAUGAAGACAAAAAUGGCAUUUCUGGCGUGGGUGGUGCAGAUGCACCCCAUGAAGCGCAGGCUCUCCGCUUAUCAGAAGAAGAUCGAGUUAUCGGGGUUGUGUCCGCAAGCCUUUACUGGAACUACUUUAGAAGCGGGGUACCUUUGCUGGUUAUUAUCGCAGUAAUUUGCUUGUUUCUUGUUACUCAAGGUAAGCCCUUUUAAGAUGACAGGAAUCGCUUAUAGUGUCCCCUCACAUUCACAAAUUAGCCUAUCAAAUAAAGGAUAUAAUGUUCAAAACUACUAAGGGCUAUAAUGAUAACCUGAUUCUGAAAGAAAAUCGGUAAUUGGGAAAACCAGGCUUACCAUGCUUUUGACUGAGAAGUUUCAAAUAGGCUUAUAAGGAAAACCUGGAUAUUCUGGACUUACCAAGUGUUUCUGGUAAAGUGUUUUAAAUCGAAACUGAAUUACCAUUAAAAAUACCUACAAAAAGCUUACCUCAAAACCUCGGUAAAACCAGGCUUAACCAAGCUUCAUUGUUUCUAAAUCAUAUUUUUUUAAGCAUGGUUUACCAUUCUUACAAGCCUUUCAACCAGACAUUUGGUGCAAGGGAUUUUUGUUUAUAAAAUGUUACACAUAGCGCAUCUUUUAUGGCAGAUUGAUUUACAGGUAAUAAAAGUGUUGACGUCGUAUGACUUACAGGUACCUAGAGCACAAUUUCCGUGUUAAUUAAGCUCCGACGAGAGAGAGCGAUCAGGUGCUAGCAAAUUUUCCAUUUAACUUGUUUGGAAAAUGAGUUUGGCACAUAGCAACUGCAUGCCUAAAACUGUAUAGUUGCGAGUGGAACGAGAGGUAUUCUUCUGCUGCACAAAAUCGAUACCGAUCCAAUCGGCAUCAAAAUAAGAACAGAAUAUCUGUAACUUGGUGAAUAUAUACUGUAAGAGAUAAGUAGAAGGCUUUAGUUUUAAGUAAACCUCUCGUGGUAACUGAUGGAUAAAUCCUUCCGAUCCAAGUUCACCAUCAAUUUUUGUUGCCCUUCUUUAAAGACAUUCAACUUAAGCAACAUUUCUUAUUGACUGAGGAGCCCAGAUCUCCCCAGCUUAAUUCAGGAGACCUGAUUUGACAACUGUAGAACAAAUUUUUUUGGUGUCAAAUUUCGGCAUGUGUUUGAAGAAAUAUUUGUUUUGUGCUUGAGUUAAUAUUGUUUAUGUCUUGUUUCAAAAGGUCACUUUUAAACGUGAGUGACUUCGAAAUGCUUUUACAAGGUCACCCGAGACGGAGAAUCAUCUGUAGGUUUAUAGUCUAAAUUUGCCGUUUCUAGUCUUUUUCUUGGUGCACGCUUGGAGACAUGGAAACCUAUAGCACUCGUAUGUUACAAAACGGAUUUACAUGAAAAUUAAAAUUAUAAAGCUAGAUUAUCCAGACUAUCCACGAAACAAGUACAAAUAUUAAUGCCGACCUCCAGUCCAGACACACAAAUUUAUCUUUUAACACAAACGAGUCUCUCACCCUUCUUUUCCUGAUAUUCAUUUCAGCAAUGAUGGUUUCCUGCGAUGUGUGGCUGUCACUUUUGACAAAUAAGCGUCCAGAAGAUCAAAAGAAUAAUACAAACCUUAUCAUCUACGGUUCUCUUGUCGGGGCAUCUUUCAUAUUUCUCUUCAGUCGGAUAUUUGGGUUCUUUUUGGUAUCCUUGCGAUGUUCUGAGCGUCUUCAUGCUAAAAUGGUUAUGGCUAUUCUACAAGCACCGGUCUUCUUCUUUGAUUCAAAUCCCGUGGGAAGAAUUUUGAAUCGCUUCUCUAAAGAUGUGGGCUGUAUCGAUGAGGUACUACCCAAAACGUCCCUGAAAGCAAUCCAAAGGACCUUGCUGAUGUUCACCUCAAUUAUUCUACCAACUGUAAUAAACCCUUGGCUUCUGUUUGCUGUCGUACCAGUUGCUGUGUUAGCUGGAGUCAUUUCAAGAUAUUACUUAAAGACUUCCAGGGAACUAAAAAGGAUUGAGUCCAUUGGUCGCAGCCCCGUCUAUUCUCAUUUUUCGGAAACCCUAGAUGGACUAGAGACGAUUCGGACAAGAAAUAGAAAAGCUGAUUUCCUGGAUGAGUUUUGCAGGUAUUUCAAAUUAAUUCAGUUUAAUCAUUGUUCUUUGUUUGUUUGUUUGUUUUUUUGUUUACCUUAUUAUUCGAGCUUAAUGUGCUUGAAAUGAGAAGCUGAAUGAAAAUUAGUCUGGACAACGAAGGAAUCGCAGAAAGUAGGAAAGCCAUCUGAUUGAAUUUCCGACGAGCAAUUUCCAAUCGGAUUAAUGUCCAGACUAACCUAGAGCAAAUUGGUACCAGCGAUACACAACAGAAAAUAGACAUAGUUAUUACAUCUACUCGCUCUGUAUAGUAUACAGUAACGAGAGUAAAGUAAGUCCACGAACGAAUUCCUUUGUAAAAAAAAUCGCCGAAUGGCGUAACAUUCUUGGACUACUCAUACAAUUCAUGUCGUAAUAUUUAUUCAGCAGUAUCUCGAUGUUAUUUAAUCACCCCAAUUACGCUGUCGACAUUACAGUGCAAAAUGCUUUGCAAAGCACACACUCAUGUCUUGUGCAUUUUCGUGGCUUUAAGCCAUCUUAAGCAUGGCCUUUCCACUUGAGUCUACAGUACUUUCACCUCCAAAGACCAAAUGGUGGUAUGCUAAGAUCUGAUAAAAACGUUUCAUAUCUUCAUCGUUAUUUUUGUUGUUUUUUAGGCAUCAAGAUAUUCACACUCAAUCAUACAUUAUGGUUUUAGCCAGUCAGCGUUGGCUUGGUGUACGCUUGGAUUCUCUUUCUGCUCUGUUGACUGGUGCAGUGGCUCUUGCUGCAGUGUUUGUGGCUAAAGAUGCUGGUAAAUUGACUUGUUUAUGUAAUGAGAAACGGAACUGAUUAUUCAAUAUUUAUAAGUGUCGCUUUUUAAGAUCCCUGAAUUUCCCGCAAUGUUUUCCCUUUAUGUAGAACAGUAUAAUACAAUGCCUUUUAAUUAUACACGAUCUGAAACUAUAAGCUCCGUCUUGUGGGGUCGUGUUAAAAAAUGCUAAAACAAGAAGUAUAAGUUUUAUUUCAAACGUAAAAAAUGUAUAGAUACAUAAGACUUUUUACAGUGAUAAGGCAUUAAAACCAAGUUCCCAUUUACUACACAAUAACAUUCAUUUUAACAAUUAAGGCGGUAUGCUGAGGUAAUUCCUUUUAUUAUUUGCCUUGAACAGUCCCAUUCAAUGUACUUGUGGCUUGUUCAGUGAUAAUUUCUGCCAUGCAUGGUGAAUAUAUUGUAAAUCACACCUGAAUAUAUUGUAAGUUAACCAUAUUAAAAAAAGGCUCUUCUUGCUACUUGAGAUUAGGGGGCCAAAGGGUUAAUUCAUGUCACCGAUUUUUUUGGGCAUGUUCCUUAUAAAACUGUCGAAUUUAACAAAUUCUUGGUUUGCAACCACGUGACAAGGCGGCCAUGUUGGGGGUCAAAACAAAAGAAUAUUUCCUCGAAAAAUUUACAUGAAAAUAGAGUUUAGUUCCCACAGGAGAGAAAUGCUUUUGUUCUUGACCACCAACAUGGCCGCCGUGACGUCACGUGCAAACCAGCAAUUCAGAUCUUGGAUCUGCCAUUUUGAAUUACAUUAAAUGUAUUCGAUUUUGCUUAAAACUCGUAUAGAUUAAAGUAAUCGGGAUAUAAAUUUGACCUGUGUUUCAAAGGAUGCUUAAAAUUAAAAGCAAAAAGAUAUGCAAUUUCUGAAAUUCCGACGCAAAAUUACACUUAAAAUCCAAUAAGAAAAAAAAGGAAAUUUUGAAAAACCUUUGCUGAAAAAACUCGGAUUUCGCGUUCCUUUCGGCAAAUCCAAAUCCGUAUUUUUGUUCCGGUGAAUCCUUUUUGAAAAAGGAUUCACUGGAUUUGAAAUCCGAAUCUAGAUUAACGAAUGAGUGAUCUACGCUGUUCUAUUCACAGUGGAUCCGAAAUUAGUCAGAUGAUCCAGCGGUAUUUCCAUUUGAAGUAUUCCCGUAGAGUUGCCUAGUUGCUACAAUUUCGCCGUAAAACAUCUAAAAACACUGGAAGAUUGUUCCUGGUACUGUAAAAUAUCCAUGUGCUAACCAUUCGUCGCUAAAGAUUGCUUAAAAACACAAAUAAGUAAAAGGGACAAAUGAAGUGCUAUCUCUCUAUGAACUCACUUCUAGACGCGAUAGGCACUCGAUUGUGUUACAUAAAAAAAAACCCAGCUACGAGACUGGAUCAGACUGGGCCGAAACCUUUAGAUAAUUUUCAACUUUAACGCGCUUCUUUCUUGAUCUUUUUAUGUUCCAUCAACGCUAUUCGAACUGCCGACCACAAAAUUCUGCACGGUAUAAUCGCAUAAUUUGUCAAACAGUAGAAAACACGUCAUUUCUUGAGAGGUUGUCAUGCAUAUUGCUCGCGUUUGCGAAAGGUUACCAAGGAUACAAAUCCAAUUUCGGAUUUCGCGUUCCUUUCGACCUCGAAAUCCGGCAAAUCUCGGAUCAAAAAUCCGUUUUUGGAUUCGCCAAAAGGAACACACCCUUAUUCAUCUUUAAAGUUUGUUCGGGGCCUAAAAAAAAUCGUUUCAGGUCUCAAUAUUAUAAGGGUUAAACCUGCCAUCUUAUAUGUACCCUUUGUUGUAUACUAAGAUAGUGGAUGGUGUUUUUCGCACGCUCUGCUGACUGGCUACUCCAACUCAGAAUAUCCAGUACUAUUCACUUCUGAGCAACGCCAAACUUGCGAAAUUUAAGAGCAAAAUGGCUUCCGGUUUCCUACCGCGACAAACAAAGAAUUUUCACAAAUAAACGAAAAAUAAAAUAACAUAAUACUCUUUGUUGUCCCUCCAAAAUUUGCAUGAGCAUUGCAAGUCCCAAGAGAAAUUGAAAACAAUGCUUAUGUAAAAUUUUGGCGUGGCAACAAGGAGCAUUAUGGUAUUUUUGAAAAAGGCCUAUUUAGCUUGACAUGUUCAUAAAUAUGCUUAGCUAAAACUAAAUUAAAUGUUUGUUUGUUUUUUUACGGAUUAGUUUCAAAUACAGGAGGAAUUCACAACUUCUUUGGAAGAAUUGUUCCCGCAAGAGCUAAGCAAAUGCCUUUAAGUAUUUAUUUGUCGGAAAGAAAACGUGACCGCCGUUCGGACAUUUGCGUGCCAAAAUUGUAAUCGUUGGCAGCAAUAAAUUAGUUUAAAAUCCAUUUUUGUGCUCAAUUCUCUCACUACUCAGGUCGCUAGUGCUGGGUAUUUACCGAGCGGCGUAAUUAUUCACCACUGGUCACCUCUACUUCACUCAACUUCAGUGAAUAGUUGUUAUGUAAUUAUUUAAAAAAUGCACAAGUGAAAAAUUAACCAAGGUGAACCUCGCUCUAUGAAAUAUGCGAUGCGUUGGGAGAGAUAUUGCAUGAGAUGAGAUGAAAUACUGUAAAGCCUGUUCAGGUUUGCGGGAGCCCUAACAAAAAUAACGUCUCUGCCUCUUUAAACGACCAUACCAUUUUUCAGUGCUAAAAAAGACUGGUUGGCUUUUCCAAUUUUAGACUAACAACUACAUGAAAAUUGCCGCUUCUUACUAGAUAUUCUCCAUCCUUUCUCCUUCAGUUUUCGCUGGUCUUGUCUUGUUUUACGUAGUCUGAAGCGCGUGAAAAGCGUUCAAAAAGAUGAAGGUUUGUGUUGAUUAAUAAUUUUCUCUUUUAUUCCUUGCAGCGUUAGUUGGACUAUCUCUGGUUUACGUGGUCCAGAGCAUGAAUAUGACGCAAUAUGCCGUCCGUCAGUUAACAGAGAUCGAAACUCUAAUGACAUCAGUUGAGCGAGUAACAACCUACACAGAGCUGGAAUCUGAAACUGGAUACAAAGUGGAACGAAAGCCUCCGGAAAUCUGGCCACAUGAGGGAACUAUUGCAUUCAAAGACGUAUACCUAACGUACUAUCCAGGUGGUCCUCAAAGCCUAAAGAAUAUCACACUUAACAUCAAUGGAGGGGCCAAGAUCGGAAUUGUGGGCCGCACGGGUGCAGGGAAAUCUUCUUUCGUGGCGGCACUUAUGCGCAUGCCUGAAGCUGGUGGAGAUAUAUUGAUUGAUAAUGUCAAUAUAAGUAGUAUCAACCUCCAAGAAUUUCGACGGGCAAUAACCUUUCUUGGGCAAAAUCCUGCCCUCUUCAUUGGAUCUUUGAGACAAAAUCUUGAUCUUAUGAAGUAG
Porites lobata is the source of this 10244-nucleotide messenger RNA. NCBI's taxonomy places the organism in Eukaryota, Metazoa, Cnidaria, Anthozoa, Scleractinia, Poritidae. The record is from the annotation of a GenBank genome assembly.